AGUCUGUGUUCGUGAUUUGCUAAACGAAGGCGUUGUGUAUUUAUCAAUUUUCAGUCUAAAAAUAUAUUAUACAAAACCUGUGUUAAAAGAGGAUGUAAUAUUACAUAAAUAUAUCACGUAUUAUUAUAGCUAAAAAAAUGUCUCUUAACUCGGUAGCGGAAGAGUACUUUAGUACGAUGAACCCGAUCGCAACUAAAAUUCAUGAAGAUAUUGUAGAAACACGAAAUACCUUUGAGCAUAUUUGGAAUACACUUUCGGAAAAAGAAAAGUCGGAAAUAAUCAACGAGUCGAUUAUAAAACCGGACAUAGCACUCAAGUACGCUCUAUUAGACAGUUUAGAUUUCGAUUUAAAUGAUCCACCAGUUCAUAAGGAUGACCUUAUGUCUUUCUUCGGCCGUGAUCACGCACAGAAAGUAGUACAAGACGAAAACGGCUCCUACAGGGACGAAUACUCGGCACCAUUUCUUUACCAGACGAAGAGUCAGUUAAAUCUCUGUAUAGAGAGUCGAAAAUCGAAGGAUGUGCCCCCCUCACCACCUGUUAUGUCGGAAUUGGCGAUAUCGCAUUCCAAAGUGGUAAAUGAAUUAAAGAAUGCGUUGAAGAAUCAUGAAGUAUCGAGAUAUAAAGACUCGAAUAGGGAGAUAGUGUCUCCUACCAGCUUUAUUACGAAAUUUAUUGGAAAUUUCAAAGGGAAAGAUGAAGAAAAGGAGUGUUUGGUUGAAAAUAAUCAAACGCAGAUUGUUGAUUUUAGGAAUUAUAAGAGUCAAGAUAACUAUAGAGGCAGUAUUGCAAAGUCUAAUGGUGAUCUCUCAGAAGAAAACCGCGGCCUUCUGUCAAGCCAGGCAUCGUCAAACACGGACUUCCAUUCGACUGAAACACUCACAGACUCUACAGUGCCAAAGACUGGUUUCGAUUUUUUGGAUAACUGGUAAAAUUUAUAAAAAUCCUGUUCUCAAAUAUUACUCACUAGUUUUAUAUUGAAGUAGUAUAUAUUUAUUAUAUAGAAACGAAAUAAUAAUAAGCCCGAUAACUUUUAGGACAUUUUAUAUGCAACAAUUAAUAUGUAUGAGCUAGACCUCACUGAAUGUACCAAAACCGAUAUCUGCGGCCCUAUUAUAUAACUCGGACUAGAGAUUGUUACCAUAGUUACCAUUUUUGUAUGGUAAAAAUAUCGUAAUGGAAACAAGUACCGUUUGUUAGUCCACGUUUUAUAACAAUAGUAUUAAAAUAUAUAUUUUUUUGUAUUAUAACUUUGCACAUAUAAUUUAGGUGUGAAUGCUGGAACCAUUUUUUAAAUGCAACCUUGUCGUUCGUACAUGGGUAAUAUAAAAAUUAUAAAGAAUUAUUUAUUUAACAAAAGAUGCUGGAAUCUCUAAAAUCUACGUCUGACUUUGCCAAAACGUCAGCAAUAAGAUUUAUUUAAAUUGUUGCUGGAAUAGUCAAUAGUAUAUUUGGAUUACAAAAAACGGAAGCUUGAACUUACGUGUCGUUUUAGCUAUAAGCAAUUCAAUUAUUUCGUCUACAUCUCGUCUUCAGCUAAAAUCCUUAAUGCAACUUUAGCAGAUGUUUUUUUACUUUACUUUUCAUCAAAUAUUGGUCGGUGUCAGUUGUCAGAUGAAUACUAUAAGUCAAGUCAAAGUAUUUAUUUCAGUUAGGCCUAUUAAAUGGAAAAGUCGAAAUUACGAGUUAAAAUUAUUUAAAAAAGGUAGUUUUAUAAGGAGCGAGGAUAUUGGGUUUCAUCGUUGUCGUUUCAUACGCUUUAUAAAGUCUUUUGAAGAUCUCAAUUAUUAUCAUAAUAGUUAUAUAUUGCGUAAGUGGCAGGCCAGGCAUCCUUAGACAUGAACCUUUAUUUAUAAUAGCAUGAGCCUAGCGGCAAAAACAUUUGCACAAUGAAAAGACGUGUUCUACGCCAAAACCUAACCACCAAUUUUUAGUAGUUAUAUUGUGGGAAAUAUUUAAAUUGUGCAUAGUAACAUACUACGGCACAUGACCAUAGAAAUUAUUAUUUAAGGCUGGACUAUCAAUAGUUUUUUUUUAAUUUUGAAUAUUCUUAUUCAAGUUUACAUUUUAAACACUUUCAAUCGACAAAAUCGCCUCACAGUGUUAGGGUUGCAUAUUUAAGGGAAGUUGUAGUGCAAUAAAGGGAAAGUUAGCUGAAUGGUUUUUUUUAUUAAAUUUUUCUAAUUUUAUCAUGACAAAUAAUAUAAAUAAUAACAUAAAGGAUAGGGAGGAUUUUUUUUACAGAGCUUUUAAUUUUCAAUACACGAAUUUUAUUCGGUACGUAAAUUGGCCAGAUUGGAUUUGUGGACUGGGUACUUUUAGCAAAGAACAAACGACCACACAUGGCUCUUGCUCACCUGGAACAAUACUGGUAAUGAUACUCGGUAUAGCCCUUUCGUAGACCGUCAACGGCCCUGUAUUUUAUUUUAGGAGCCAUUUCAAAAAUAUAACGGUAAUGGAACAUUAUCUACAUCGACUCGAAAGCGUUUAGUAUAUGACGCAAGAGUCGUUCGAUAUGCAAGGCCUUUUGCUAAACACACAAUUUCCCUCCCCAAUCCUGCCAAGUUACGUACCACUUAUUAAUUUGUGGGUAAGACAUUAUUAUGAUAAAUAUUACGCCAGAACCAAAGCGAUUCUUUUGUCAUAUUGACACUCAUCUUGCUUUAAUUACCAUGUAAUCUGUGCUAGUAUUACUAUUUUCUUAUAAGUCAUGCAUUUAUCUUGUGUACGCUUAUUUUUUGUAUUCUUUUUUUAAAUAUACUAUU
Messenger RNA from Pieris brassicae (large cabbage white), 2765 nucleotides. RefSeq lists its product as uncharacterized. Bases 138 to 932 code for a protein of 264 amino acids. Lineage: Eukaryota; Metazoa; Arthropoda; Insecta; Lepidoptera; Pieridae. The record is from RefSeq and is a predicted model, not a curated record. The transcript is spliced from 4 exons.